AUGCUCUGCCUGAGACAACUACCAAGAUGCACACAUAAUCUACGAAUACGCGUGGCGCUCUCCCGCCAACUCUCGGCCAAACCUGCUCAGACAGACGAACUCGGCAUCCCGCUCAAGCCAACCUGGUCGGUCCACGCCUUUCUCUCGUCAUACCCUUCGCCAAAGAUCGCACCUGAAACACUGAAGAAACUGUACGACCUCUCUGCACUGGUACCACCCAAAGAAGGGACAGAAGCUCAUGCAAAAGUUACCAAAGAGCUCGAAGAGAUGAUUCGAUUGGUGGAGGCGGUCAAGUUGGUGAACACGGACGGUGUCAAGGUGCAGGCUGGGUUGGAAGGGGAGGAUUUGGAUAGGAAGUUGUACGGAAAUCCUGAGGAGCAAAGGGCCCUCCAUGGGGAACAGGGACGAGAGCUGUUGAAGCACGCGUCUUGGACAGUCGGAGAAGACUAUGUCGUUGAGUCAGAUCGUACAAGGGGGACUUCGGCCAAUUAG
Molecule: messenger RNA, 492 nt
Organism: Coprinopsis cinerea okayama7#130
Lineage: Eukaryota; Fungi; Basidiomycota; Agaricomycetes; Agaricales; Psathyrellaceae
Exons: 1
Coding region: 1-492 (163 amino acids)
Source: RefSeq, a predicted model, not a curated record